Molecule: messenger RNA, 1368 nt
Organism: Chaetomium fimeti
Lineage: Eukaryota; Fungi; Ascomycota; Sordariomycetes; Sordariales; Chaetomiaceae
Product: auxin efflux carrier
Exons: 2
Coding region: 1-1368 (455 amino acids)
Biological process (GO): transmembrane transport
Cellular component (GO): membrane; endoplasmic reticulum
Source: RefSeq, a predicted model, not a curated record
AUGUCCACCGGCUUCCUCCCCUCCUUCAUAGCCGCAGUCCAGGCCAGUGUAUCGGUCCUCCUCGUCUUACUCUCAGGCGGAAUAGCAGCCCAUCUCAAGCUCAUUGACCGCGUGGACACCAAGUCCAUAUCCAAAAUCUGCGCCCGCAUCUUCCUUCCGGCACUGCUGAUCACCAAAGUUGGUUCCGAGCUCCAUGCCUCGUCCGCCGGCAGGUACUUGGUGAUCGUAGUAUGGGGCAUCAUCGUCCACAUCGUUUCCUUCUUGGUUGGCCUCUGGGGGCACCGCGUCUUGGGCAUGCCCGACUUCGUCACUCCGGCAAUCCUGAUCAACAACAGCACAAGCUACCCAUUACUUCUCAUCACGGCACUCGAAGAUACGGGGAUUCUAGACUCACUCAUCGUGACGGACGAGACCGCCAAACAACUCAUGGAGCGAGCCAAGGCCUACCUCUUGGUCUACUCGACCAUCAGCAAUUGCGUGACUUUCGCCGUGGGGCCGCGCCUGAUCGACUCGGAACACGCCGCUGAGGAUGAGGAUGAAGACGACAAAACGAGAGACAGUCAAGGCAAUCGACAUGCUCAUAUCUUUGCCGCGGUCCCAGAUGAGGAAGCCAACGAGGAGACCCGGUUACUCGAUAACCACCUGCCAAACAGGUCGCCACACCCCCGGCGACGUAGCUCCUUUUCCUUCUCACUGCCUAGGGAGAGCGGAAAGCCACAAUCAACACCUGACCAUCGGCGGCCUUGGUUUAUGUCGCCCCAAAGAUGGAACCGUCUGUCUGUCCGGGUCAAAUGGUGGUUUCUAUUCAUCCUCGAUUUCUUCAACACUCCACUGCUUGGGGCCAUCAUCGGCGCCGUUGUGGGCUUGGUUCCACAAUUUCACCGCGCCUUUUUCAACAACGCGGACAACGGCGGCAUAUUUACCGCUUGGCUCACUUCGGCGUUAAAGUCCAUCGGAGGGCUGUUUGUCACCCUGCCUGUUGUCGUCGCCGGAAUCACCCUCUUCUGCUCCACCAAGGAGGCCCGAGACAACAACGAGAGCACCAUGAACCUGCCACUCGGGACAACCCUGUACAUCCUGUUCAUCCGCUUCAUCGCCUGGCCGGCUGUCUCUAUCAGCACCAUCUAUGUCCUCGCGGCCAACACUAGUCUGCUCGGCUCCGACCCGAUCCUGUGGUUUUGCCUCAUGAUGAUGCCGACUGGGCCAAGCGCCAUGAAGCUCAUCACCCUGGUUCAGGUUGCUGAAGGGUCCAAGGAGAGCGAGAAAAUGACUGUGAGACUACUGACGAUAUCCUAUCUCAUCUCGCCUGUGCUUUCGCUCACCGUGGCCGGGAGUUUGCUCGCCAGCCAGUCCGCGAUCCCAAGCUGA